Messenger RNA from Alosa alosa (allis shad), 527 nucleotides. RefSeq names its product small nuclear ribonucleoprotein polypeptide G (gene snrpg). NCBI's taxonomy places the organism in Eukaryota, Metazoa, Chordata, Actinopteri, Clupeiformes, Clupeidae. The record is from RefSeq and is a predicted model, not a curated record. The transcript is spliced from 4 exons. Gene Ontology annotation, cellular component: precatalytic spliceosome; U2 snRNP; U4 snRNP. Gene Ontology annotation, molecular function: RNA binding. Gene Ontology annotation, biological process: mRNA splicing, via spliceosome; spliceosomal snRNP assembly. The coding region runs from base 102 to 332 and encodes 76 amino acids.
CUCUUUCAAAGCUCCGGAAGUGGGGAAAGGUAGACCGGAUACCACUACUGGCGUGGGAUUACGAUUUGUGAGCGUUUCGAGGUUGAGAAGACAACGUGAAAAUGAGUAAAGCACAUCCACCCGAGUUGAAAAAAUUCAUGGACAAGAAGCUUUCACUCAAGCUGAAUGGAGGACGCCAUGUUCAGGGCAUAUUGCGUGGAUUUGACCCAUUCAUGAACUUGGUGGUGGACGAUAGCUUGGAAAUGGCACCAGGGGGACAACAGAACAACAUUGGCAUGGUGGUGAUCAGAGGAAACAGCAUUAUUAUGUUGGAGGCGCUGGAAAGAGUAUGAUGAAUUUUGGGACCUUGCAUCGGUGCAUGACAAAGAACCAUGGAGAACUUUUUUUUUUUCUGUAUUGUUCAGUUAUUUUUUGUUGAUAUUUGUUAGUCAAGUGUUAUGAACAGUAACUCUGGGAAUCAGAAUGGAAAUGGUGUUUUUGUAAGUUUAUGUUUGAAUGAGAGAAAAAUAAAAUGUCUUUUUGAUCUA